AUGAAAAAUACAAUUUUCUUAAUACUAUUAUUAGUUUGUUCAUAAGCAUAAGAAGAUUCACCAGGAACAUCAGCACCAAUGGGAAUUGAAGUAUAAGAGCAAGAUUAUAAUGAUGGACCUGAUGAAGAUUAUAAUAAUGGGCUUGAUGAAAAUUCUGGAAUCUUUUAAAUAGGGGAAUUUAAAAAAGGAAUGGGACCAUUAGAUCAAUUCUUCCUUAAAGAUCUUUUUGAAACCAUAACAGCAGCUUUUGAUGAUAUUGCAGAUAAUCCUAAUGAUUAAACUUUCUUAUAAGAAAAUAAAUAAUCAAUAGAUGAGAUAGAUGGAGGUGUUUUAAAAUUUGAAAGUCCUAUGCUAGGAUUAUUUAAUCCUUUAUUUUCAAUAUUUACAACUGAAGGUGACUCUGAUUUUGUUGAAGUAGAGACAAUUUCAAUCAAUGGAUAGACUUAAACUAAAGUUACAAAGACAAGUACUAGAAAUGGUAUUACAACAACAACAACAGAAAUUACAACAGAAACUUCACUUAAUGAGUUGAAUUAAGAUUAAGAAAAUAAAUUAUCAGAUGACUUUUAACUUUUUGAAAAUCCUACAAUAAAUGAAGUUUUAAGUUAGACAGAUUAAAAUAUUAAUUAAACAGAAAUUAUUGAUUCUGAUUAGAGUUAGUAAGUAGUAACUCAAGUGAAUUUAGGUAUAAAUAUAAAAAUUAUUAUUUUUAGAUAAUUUAGAUUCUAUUUAAGAAUUACAUGUAAUAUAAGAUAAUUAUGUUAAAAAUGAUUAACAAUUAAAUAUUGCUUAAUAAUCUAAUGAUAACUUUACCUUAGGAAUUACAAUAGUAUGUGGAUUAUCAUUAGCAGCAGUUAUUGGAUUCUCAAUUAAAAAGUUUGCUUUUAAAACUGGAUGAACAAGGAAAUAUUAUGUAUAAUUAAUUUAUA
Messenger RNA from Paramecium sonneborni, 929 nucleotides. Lineage: Eukaryota; Ciliophora; Oligohymenophorea; Peniculida; Parameciidae. The record is from the annotation of a GenBank genome assembly.